GACCAACCACCAACCCCAUGGCAAUUCCGUUUCAGAAAGCUCCAUCCUUGUUUCCUCCAGAGCCCCGCCAAUAUCUUCGAAACUCUCCGUGGUCAGGGAAAAAAGAGUGGUGCUAGAGAGAUGGAUGGCGGCCUUCUGCUGGGUGCUGUAGGAGGAGCUGCGAGAGCGAACCAGAACAAGGCCAAGAUCGUCAAGAUAGCGGUGCCGGUACUGGUGCUGGCCGUGCUGGCGGUGCUGGUCACGGCGGCGGCGGUCUCCAUGGCGCCCGACGGCCCUGCCCGGCUCCACGCCCUCUUCUGCAGCAAAAACUUCCAGGUGAUGUGCGUGGUCUGUCAGAUCAACAUGGGCUGUCUUUUCGCGAGGGAGGCCGCUCGGGCGCGGACGCCGGCGGCCCGGCGCUUCUGGGCGGUGGGCGUCGUCGCGUGCUUCCUGGAGCUCGCGCUCAAGCUGUACACGAUCCCGGUGGUGUGCCGCGCGGCUGUGGAGGAUGGCGCUUAGGUGCGCUGCGCCUGCCGAAGAUGGAUCAUUUUGGAGAUGCGCCGUUUUGUUUAAUUAGCUAUAUUAGACCUUGUACAAUGGGAGAUGCUUAG
Molecule: messenger RNA, 590 nt
Organism: Triticum aestivum (bread wheat)
Lineage: Eukaryota; Viridiplantae; Streptophyta; Magnoliopsida; Poales; Poaceae
Exons: 4
Coding region: 121-498 (125 amino acids)
Source: RefSeq, a predicted model, not a curated record